AUGGUUCGAACCCCCGGCCCGGCGCCGCGUCACCCAGGAUGGUACCUGGAUUGGUUGUCUGGGCAAGAUGGGCGGCAGAAGGAGGAGGUGAUACAGGAGGAGGAGGAGCAGCCCGAGGAAAGGGAGGAGGCCCCGUGCCCCGCCAGGCCCUUCAGGGCGCAUCGUUCCCGGCCGUGGAUCUGCAGCGGGGAAGGCGGCGGCGGGGCUUUCCAAGCCGCAGUGCCAAGCUCUGCAUUUCUGGCGAAAGCGGGGAAGGGAAGGCAGGGGAGGGGAGGCUUUCACAUCCUCAAACCCCAGGGAAACAUCUGCUGCUGCUGUCGCCGCAGCGCCAUCCAAAAUCAUCCCGCCGCUGAGACCAGUUACUUAAUCCCAAUCCAUCGCCGCUCCAGGGGCAGCUCCUUUGAAACAGCCAGGCCUGCGGCAAGUUUACAAGAUGAUCACCAACAGUAUCCAAGAGUGUUAAAGAAGAUGUACAUGCCUGUUGUGAGGGGUCUUGAGAGCAAUCAUGGCUUUUCCAGCUUUGAAGAGAAAAACAGUAAUUCUUUCCUUAAAUUUUAUCUACUCACCCCUCCCGUAGGGGUGAAUUACCCUUUAUUCCCACACCAGGAUGUUAUGCCUUUAAUAGAUCCCUGCUCAGGUUCUGUGAGUCCAGUAGCAGAUGCUGAACAGCAGCCCAGUGUUGGAAGAGCUAUUGAAUCCCUGGUAGACUACAGUUAUAUGAAACCUCACCUGGUCCCCAUAGGAGGCCUCCAGGAGGAAACCAGCCAGAACAGACAGUGGGAGUCAGGGCAUGAUUCAGAGGAAUGUAGACAUGGACGCGGCUGUGCUGGUGCAGUAUAUUUUGAAGACAUUGACAAUGCCAGUGUAGACUUAAUCCCACUUAACCAUGUGCAAACUUCAAAGUCUCGCUACACAAGUACUGCACACACUCCAACUAUCCCUGGAUACACUGGCAAGGUUCAUUGAUCAGCAACUCACCUGGGAAAUUCUAAUCUUCCAUCAACAACCCCAUCAGUAAUUGCACGAAUGCAUGGAUACAUAGCAAAACGUGGAAGCUUGUCUCAGUAUAAGCACCAAGGACUUUUUUCUCAAGUGUUUACUCCAGUUGGUCCUCAGAAUUCUUUCAACAAGGCAGAACAAGAAACCUUUACAAUUUAG
Messenger RNA from Neopelma chrysocephalum (saffron-crested tyrant-manakin), 1158 nucleotides. RefSeq names its product spermatogenesis associated 48 (gene SPMIP7). NCBI's taxonomy places the organism in Eukaryota, Metazoa, Chordata, Aves, Passeriformes, Pipridae. The record is from RefSeq and is a predicted model, not a curated record.